CAUUUGCAGCUAACAACUGACACCAUAGGUAGGUACACAACGCGUAAAAAUGGAUUACAGCAAGUGGGAUCACAUUGAGAUCUCUGAUGAUGAAGAUGAUAUUCAUCCAAACAUUGACACGCCCAGCUUGUUUAGAUGGCGGCACCAAGCUCGUAUGGACAGAAUGGAGGAGCAACGUAAAGAAAAAGAAUCCAUACAAAAUAGCGUUACUGACUUACAAAGAAAGAAGGCUGAGAUGAAGAAAAAGUUAGAAGAAGCUGAAACAGGUCAGUUGAAUAUGGAUAAGAUAAAACUGGAGGUUGAAGAAAUAGAAAAGCAAGAAAAAGAAUGGAGGAAGAAAGAGGAAGAAUUUGCCAAGAAAGAAAGGCUCACUCCACUGAAUGUGGAUACUCUGAGCCAUGAUGCCUGGCAGAAAACUAUUAUCAACAAACCACCGGCGAAGCCAACCAAUGUAAUACUCUCAGAAGAAGAGCAGGAGAAAAAGCAGAGAGAAUUCAUUAAAAAGUACGAGAAGGACAUCAAGAAGUUUGGUAUUAUGAAGAAGUGGGAUGUCAGCAAGGCAUUCAUGGAGGAGAAUAGGCACCUUGUGUGUGAGGAGACGGCCAACUACCUUGUUAUCUGGUGCAUAGAUCUGGAAGUGGAAGAGAAACAUGAGUUGAUGAGUCACGUGGCGCAUCAGACGAUCGUCAUGCAGUACCUUCUGGAGCUGGCCAAGCAGCUUGAUGUCGACCCCAGAGCCUGCAUUGGCAGCUUCUUCACAAAGAUCAAAACUGCUGACAAAGUUUACUUGGAUGCAUUUGAGGACGAACUGAGAUUGUUUAAGGGACGGGUUAAAGAACGUGCUGAAGCAAGAAUAGAGAGAGCCAUGAAGGAAUAUGAGGAGGAGGAGAAGCAGAAAAGGCUUGGCCCAGGAGGGUUGGACCCAGUGGAAGUCUUUGAGAGUCUUCCCCAGAUAUUGAAGAGCUGCUUCGAGACACAGGACAUACCGCUGCUGCAGAAAACUUUGCUGGAGCUCCCCGAAUCCGAUGCUCGAUACCACAUGAAGCGCUGUGUAGACUCGGGGCUGUGGGUUCCUGAAGCCAGUGCCAAGGAGGAGCUGGAGAAAGGUAUGAGCAAGGAAGAGGUAGGCAAGGAGGAAGAGAAAAAGAAGGCUGCUGCUUAAUGGAGAUGUAGGGGGCAAAUAAGGAGUGGCUAGAGAAGGGAAAAGGAAAUGAAAGCUGCAUAUGACGAGAAGUGGAGGCUGAUAAUCGGGAAGGUGAACUAUUGGUUUGUGUUAGUCACCUUUCAACUACAUGUUGCAAACAACUUUGCAGAUAUUCUUCAAGUUCCAGUAUGAAUCGUGACAUUGUUUAGUGUGUACCGUUUCAGCAAUGGCAGUGCCGAAUUUUUUUAGUGUGUUAACUCGUGUAUCAUUUAUUUAUCAACUGUGAUCCUGGUUAAUAUCAUAUAUAUAUAUCAGUUUUUGGAAUAAUGAUUGAUUUCCUGUUAAAAAUGAAAUUUUAAAGAAUACGAAUGUUUGUAUAUUGGCAUAUUUUUUGGCAAAUAUCACUUACACAUUCAUUGGUUGUAUUUUUAUGUAAGCUGUUUAAAUUCAAGAUGUGUUCAAAAAAAUUACAAGAAAAGAAGGAAAACUGACUUUACAUUGUUUAUCCCAGUGAUGCGAGUUCGUUCCACUCAAAAAUAAAUUGACAAAAAACGUUCAGGUUUAGCAAAACCGAAUGAAAGUGUCUAUAAACUUGGACCAAUAGCCGUGGGAGACAUUUAUGCUGCCCCUUGACUAUUCUUGAAUAUAAUAUCUAUUUUGCAAUUUUCACCCAGAAUAUACAGCAGUGCUUAGCAUCGUUACCCCCCCCCCCAGUGUUUGGUGCAUGUAUGGUAGACACGGAACCAUGCAGGAUUCCUGUGUCUAUUGAUUUGCUGCUGGCAUAACUGCAGGGAUUUAUGAAUCGACAUUUCCACCAAUAUUUAGUGCAUAUGACAUUUUUUAAAGUAAUGUUUUUGUCUAUAAAGUCUAUACAGGAUAUCCCUACUUGUGCGAUAAAAUGACUGAAAAAUUCGAGAGCAAGAUGAAUGUAUAACACUACUGUUGAGCUAUAUUUAUUCAAUCAUAGUCAAACGAUUAUGUACUGGAAUUGUAUUUUGAAUCUUACUUCUUUAUAUGAUGUUACUCACAAUAUAAAAUGUGCACUAAACACCUACUACCAAAAUAUCAUUGCAAGCCUGCAAUCUGUUCAAUGUGAAUUACUACAAUGUAACUACUUAAAUGUGAGUAAUCUUAAAUAAAUUGCAACGUUUUUUAUGCUUCAUA
Messenger RNA from Priapulus caudatus, 2308 nucleotides. RefSeq names its product hsp90 co-chaperone Cdc37-like. Gene Ontology annotation, molecular function: protein kinase binding; protein-folding chaperone binding; heat shock protein binding. The transcript is spliced from 11 exons. NCBI's taxonomy places the organism in Eukaryota, Metazoa, Priapulida, Priapulimorpha, Priapulimorphida, Priapulidae. Gene Ontology annotation, cellular component: cytoplasm. The record is from RefSeq and is a predicted model, not a curated record. Bases 50 to 1162 code for a protein of 370 amino acids. Gene Ontology annotation, biological process: protein stabilization; protein folding.